Messenger RNA from Penicillium chermesinum, 1818 nucleotides. RefSeq lists its product as uncharacterized. The transcript has 3 exons. The record is from RefSeq and is a predicted model, not a curated record. Lineage: Eukaryota; Fungi; Ascomycota; Eurotiomycetes; Eurotiales; Aspergillaceae. The coding region runs from base 1 to 1818 and encodes 605 amino acids.
AUGUUGGACGAGCUAGACGACGUCUUUGACGACCAUCCGUCGUUGGAUGCGUCACUUGAAGACUUUGAGAAUAACAGCAAUGCGCAUCGAUUCCCGCUGUUUGGGAUGCCUUCGCAGCACUCCGGCUUUCGAUCCGAAGACUCAGACGAGGAGAUCUCGGACCCUGCAAAUGACCGUUGGUCCCCGCCCACGUUGCGCGGCCAUGAUUUCGUGCAGGGCAGUGGCUGGUACCGAGGCCAGCCAUAUACUAGGCCCACCGAUCUCCAGGGGCAGCGGCUAGAGUUGAAGCCGACGGCCGGGCUGCAGAACAUGUCCCCUUCAUUGUCGCGUGAACCAAGCCCGCAAUACGAAGAUGCAUUGGAGGACCCCACAAAGACCAAAGCAAACGAACACGCUGACCUGGCUGAUGCCACUGCUGCCGCCAACGUCCCACUUCCUUUGGAGUCCCCCACUCCACAAAGUGGACGCUCCCCUAGCCCCGUGGCGCAACGGAAACAAGGAAGCGAAAUGGCCAAAGCCCCUCAAGCCGAUGAGAUGGGCUUCCGGACGGAGAACCUAAGUAACUAUAUCCGGUUCGCCGUGAGAGCGGAAGUCCAACAUCGCGAACCCAUCGCCGCUAUCACUAAUUAUCUACGUACUAAGUUCGAUCGAAUCACCAGCUCCAAAUCCAAUACGACCUUGUCGAUCGUGCUCUCUGGAUUCGCCCGUUCCUUUGAGCCUUUGAUCUAUUAUUCAGAGAAUGGGGUUCAGCAGAUCGGCACUCUCCAAGAGACCGGUGUGGCGGUCUGGGACCUGAGCGAGUCGGUUCGCGGUACCAACAUGACCAGCGCUCCGAUUAUCGUGGCUCAGCUGGAUGAGCUCUCAGACUCUUUGAAGUCGCUGUCUCUCGAGCUGACCCGAUUCUUUGCCAAUGUCGACUCAGAUAUCGACUCUAUUUUGAUCGUAAUGGACUGGGCCAAGCGAGAGCUGGAGACCCUCUCCGCCCAGCCACCCAGCACUGUGCCCACGGUGAUCUUCGACAAUGUACACAAUAUGUUGUCAAGGGUUGGCGCUCUUGAACGCACCACCGAGGUCGCGGAUGGUGGGGUCGCUGGCACGACCACGACGCCGCUCGGCCAUCUCGUCAUGGCUGUCUUCGGGCAGACGUCUGCGCAACGCACCCGCGCCACGAUAACGAGAACGUUCACAGAAUUCCUCUCGGUUUUAGAAGAAUCAAUUAACAGCGAACUCACCCAUUCAACAGCGCUGUUCGCGCUCUUCGAAUCUAUCGACCGUCAAUUCCUCAACCUUCAGCGCACAGUAGUCCGCGAAUCAGACGCCCAGGAACGCGAAGAAGGCGAGAUGCUCAGCUCCCUCUGGACCAGAGUCCUAGGCCCCGACGCCGUCGCCGUGCGCAAGUAUGACAAGAACAAGCGUCUCCUCGCAAACGUACGCAGCCGCACUGUCGCGAACAAGCAUCUUCUUGUGGACCACCGAGGCCGCCUGUUGACACUGAAGGUGAACCUGGAGACGCUGCGACGGAAGCUUGUCAGUCCACUGGUCCGACGGAAUGACUCGGUCAGUUUCGUCGGAGUGGAGGGCGGUGCCGCGGCUGCUGCCAGCUCCGGGGCUGCAGGGCGCAUGCUUGGGCCCGUUGAAGCGGUGAUUGACGGCCAGAUCCGUGGUCUAGAAGGCACGUAUGACUACCUGAGGACAGUGCGCGAGCGCCAGAAGGCGAAACUGAUGGAGAUGGUCUAUGGGGCUGGCAGGAGGCCAUCGUACUCUGUCCUCACGGGCUCAGACCGUGAGGACGAGGGGGCGGCUUUGGACGGUGUUUAG